This is a messenger RNA of Pecten maximus, 5132 nucleotides long. RefSeq names its product 4,5-DOPA dioxygenase extradiol-like. The coding region runs from base 327 to 1010 and encodes 227 amino acids. The transcript has 3 exons. Gene Ontology annotation, molecular function: oxidoreductase activity, acting on single donors with incorporation of molecular oxygen; zinc ion binding; ferrous iron binding. NCBI's taxonomy places the organism in Eukaryota, Metazoa, Mollusca, Bivalvia, Pectinida, Pectinidae. The record is from RefSeq and is a predicted model, not a curated record.
AGUUUUAUAGAAGAGUUUGUAGAUGUUUAUACACAAAACUGCUAAGGCAUACUUGACAGCUUGUGUUUACUGAAGCCAGACCAUUUCACUCAAAUACUUAUCAACUAAAAUGACAACACGGUUGAGUGCUUCUCCUACGUUAAAAGGCACUGUAAUAUAUAUACAAUUUACGUAUGCAAGGAAAAGAAAUGUGGACGCAGCCAAUGUUUAAGCAACACUUGUUUCGUAGAAGUCGAGGCUUUUCUGAGUGUUAACCUCAGAACUGUGGAAGUGAACGGGAUCAACUCAGGUUUAUUAUCCAGAAACAGUCCCUGGGUGAAGCGAAAAUGUCUGUGAGUGAAUGCCAACCCGCUAUAUUCCUUUCCCAUGGUGCUGGGCCUUCAUUUUACAUGGAUGCCACAACAGAGCCAAGGGUAAAAGGUUUGGAUAAAGACUCCACUGCGGCAAACGUUUUGAAGAGCUUCGUAACGGACCACAGCAUAACCACCCCAAAGGCUCUUGUAGUUUUUAGUGCCCAUUGGGAAGAAGAGAUAUGCUCGGUGACAUCACCUGAAAAUUAUUCUUUGGUUUAUGACUAUGGUGAUUUCCAAUGGCCUCCCGAGACGUACGAGGUACGAUGGCCUGUAACCGGGGCACCCGAUGUGGCAAAGAGGGUCAAAGAUCUACUUGAAGCAAGAGGAAUUCCGUGUAAUGAAGACAACAAACGAGGACUAGAUCACGGAGUAUUCAUCCCUUUAAAGCUGGUGUUCCCUGAAGCCAAUAUCCCAGUGGUUGAAGUAUCACUGUUGAAGAGUUAUGACAUGGGGGAACACCUGAAGAUUGGUGAGGCGUUGUCGGACUUGAGUAAGGAAAACAUUCUGGUGAUAGGUAGUGGGUUCGCUUCACACUCGGGGAUGUGCGAGUCAAAUCUACCUUGGGCCGAACCAUUCAGAGAGUGGCUUCACGACCUGGUGUCCAACCCCAACUAUAGCCCUAACGAACGGAAGGGACAAGUUCCUGGCUUGCUCUGAAGAGAAGUCAUUCUCAAGUGCACAUAAAACCCCAGAACACUUCCUUCCUAUAGCGUUAUGUUGUGCAGCAAGUGGAUAUCAGCCUGGGACAAUUCUUCAUUCUGAAUUUACGAUAGGCAGUCUGUUGUACGACCAUUACAGAUUCCAAGCUAAGUAACUCACUUGAAUACAUCAGUGAUCAAAUCGGACAUUUAUCGAAGUGGAUCAAUUGGUGGAAUAGAUAACAUCGUUUACAGUGAACACCGCUCAAGUCUCAUCUUCCUGAUAUGGAUGAUAAUAUAAGGAUACAUGCUUUGGAAAAGGUGAUCGACAGAUGUGGUUUAUCCCAACUGACUAUUUACAAAAUGUUUAAGGAACGUUUAAAAUGAUUGCGUGUUAAGGAUAACAAUUGUCACAACCAAAGUGCAGAUACUGUGAUGUAAAUAACAAAGUACAGAUAAUGUGUUGUUGUUUUGUAAAUAACAAAGUGCAGAUAAUGUGUUGUUGUUUUGUAAAUAACAAAGAGCAUAUAAUGUGUUGUUUUGUAAAUAACAAAGUGCAGAUAAUGUGUUGUUUAGUAAAUAACAAAGUGCAGAUAAUGUGUUGUUGUUCUGUACAUAACAAAGUGCAGAUAAUGUGUUGUUUUGUAAAUAACAAAGUGCAGAUAAUAUGUUGUUGUUUUAUAAAUAACAAAGUGCAGAUAAUAUGUUGUUGUUUUAUAAAUAACAAAGUGCAGAUAAUGUGUUGUAAACAACAAAGCGGUUGCGGAUUGUUCAACUCCGUAUGGAAAAUUUUAGACGUUUUUUCAACAGUCGGCAAUAAAGAAUGUUUCACGAUUAAUUUUACAGAUGUAUGUAUAAGAUGUAACGGACGUGCAUUAUGGGUACGCCAUUUACAUAUAUCCCCUUGAAGUUUAUGACUGAGCAUACAAAUUGCCCAAAUUAUGAUCCUAUCUUUGCCGAGUUAUCAAAACUGGGCGACUACAACACAGGACAACUAACAAACAUCGCGGAAUGCGCUAGUUUACCCAGGUACAUGGGCUUUCAACUUGCAGAUAAAAUAUUUGCAUCUGCCCAAACAAAAUAGAUUGCUACUGAAUUUAACAAAACCAGUACCAGUUUGUAGAAAUGUUUGUCUUGCUACAAAUCUUAUUUAACAUUAUAAUAAUUGAUCCCUAAUUUCUUUUAUCCGUGGAUUUAUUGAAGAGCACGGUACCAAAAUACCAUCAAUCCAUAUAAUACAUGGAAGUUUUGCAUGUGGACUUGCGAUUGGAAAACAAUGAUUUUUUCUCGGAAAUAGAAUUGUUCUGUUUCCUUGGAUACAUUCAUUGACAUAACUGGAUUUUAAUUUAACACACAUUUGGAAAUAUAGGCGCAUGUGUGCUCACUGGGUCUAAAAGAAUUGUUGAAACUGCUUUACAAGUCACAUUAUAUACAUGAGCUGUUUCGACCUUUGGAGACAGAGGGACGGCCCCAAAGGGGAACUUAGCUAGGUUUUUUUCUUUUUUCUUUAAACGCUACUUCUCUUUAAUGCAUGUGUGGAUAACAACCAAAUUUCGUCUGAAGUAUCAUUGGGAGAGGACAAUAAUAAUUAAUACAAAUCAUGCUGGUUCGACUCAAGGGGACGGGGCCCCUUAAUGUCAGAGUGUAUUACAACUAUAUUUCGUCUGACGUAUCAUCUGUAUCGCUAUAAAUAUAUAUCAGUACGUCAGAGAUUUCCAGUUUGGCUAUAAUAUGACCGAGGAAAGGAGCAAUAAAUCGUGGUGUCCCGUGAAGUACUCAACUUUGGCGCUAGCGAUGUUGCUGUCUUCCAGUUAAUUGCUGUGCGCAUAAAGAAUGUUUUUUCCCUGAAUUAUUCAGUUUUUCCAGAUGUGAUGAUUACAGGUUUGCUGUCGUUUCUCACAGAUGUUGGAACAAUGUUGAAUGUUUCACAGGCCAUGCAAGAUUUUGCCUUGAUUAUCCGUUUUUGUGUGGAAGUAUGAUCGAGUGUUCAGGUGAUAUUUUGUCCUUCUAUAACUUUGUACAAGUAUACGAGACGUUGGUGUUUUCUUCUGGUUUGGAGUGUUGGAAGGUUUAGAUCUUGUAGCAUUUUUGUCAUGCAUGCGUCCUCUCUGGAUUACGUCACUUUGUUAUUAAUCUUGUAACACGCCUUUGUACGCUUUCUAGUUUAUUGGUCUCAUUGGAAGAGGGCAAUCCUAAUUCAUAUAAAUCACGCUAGUUUGACGCCUUGAACCAUAGGUUGGGGUCUUAAAAAGAAAUUCGUUGUUUCAACCAAAUUUGAACUGAAAUACAUCACUGAAAGAGUUGGAAUCAUUUCUGAAAUACGUAAGGCUUGUUUGAACUCAUUGGACAAAGAGGAGAACCCCAAAAUGGGGAAAAUUAGCUCAUUUUUUUUUUUAACUUUAAAUGAUUUUGAUUAUUACAAAAGCCAGUACUUUUUUUUGGCUUUAAAUGAUUUUGAUGAUUAUAAAAACAAAUACUGUAGUUACCAACUACUUACCAGAAAACAGAUUCUAAGUGAGAUUUUACUGAAAAAAGUGGGAGUAUAACGGCUUUCAUUCUCCUUGCUGUAGGUAUUUGAAGUCAGAUGACCAUUUAGGCCCAUGGGCAUUGUUUCCGAAGACGACUUAAUACAAACUUUGCUACCUGACUGUAUCGUUAAUAAUUAAGUAUUAAACAGUGUUGUCUGUAAUGAGACUGUGAAGGUAACUCGGUACACAAAUUAAAAACAACAAAUUAUUAGAUUUUCUUUUAUUACCAUUUCACUUUCAUUUUUUUCAAACGUACAUCAAUUUCUUUUCAGUAUUAUGAUAAAAAACAUUUUCAAAACCAUAACAAUGAUUUGUAUUUAAAAUACAAGUGUAUAUAUACAUGUAUAUAUACAUAACAGAUAUAUAAUAAGAGUACCAUUGGGCACAUCUCUUAGGAAAAGCAACAACUACAUGAUCAAUAUGCAAUGGAGUAUGCUCCGACGACAAGUACAGAAAGUGUAAUGAAUUUAUCAUCCUCUAAAUGAUGUUGUAAACAUAUAGAAGUUUGAAUCAUUUAACAAUGUAAUAUAUUAAAUAACUAGGUGUUACAUUAUAUUGUAAUAUUCUCUGGCCUGCCAAUAAACUAGGUGUCAGUUUUAAUAUGUUUAACCUAAUUGUUUAUUGACUUUUCAGUUGACCAAGACAGUUUUAUGGAGAAAAUUGGAUGUUUUACAUAUUGGAUCUACAUUACAUAUAUAUGUUGUGUCAAUGUGUUAAUAUAUUAACAUUCAAUAUUGCCCCUAAUUUUAAGUGUACAAAAACAUUAAUACAUCUACAGUGUAAAAGAUCAUGAUAUUAUCAUGUCUUGUAUUACCAAAUCAAUAAAGGAUUAAAUUGUUACAUAAACAAAAACCAGAAUUGUAAGUUCAUGUCUAAAGGUGAUAGAAUUUAAAUGUGUUUUUUUUCAACUACAUUUUUUUUUCUGUAACAUAUAACAUCUGAAACCAAGUCUGACUGUAGCAACAUCAGACUGUAACAUGUACCAAGUCCAUGGCAAUCCCUCUUGGCAAACUACUGGAUCUACCCUUGAAAUGUACUCAUUUGCAAAUACAAUGUACAGUUAUGGUUAUAUUUCAAUGAUAUUAUUUUCAAACGCCUCAUUUAAUUAAUUCAUUAAAUUUUCUUUAAAAUUUUUUAAGACGUUUAUAGUUUUUGUACCUCAGCAGUGUGUAAAUGUGUUAUGUUUGAAGGGAAUUCUAAAGCUUAUGGCAUUCAAUCUUACAACCAUAUUGUGUAAGAAUUCACAAACAAAUACAGCAGGCCACACUAUACCCAAACAUGCACGUACAUAUUGUUAACAUAUAAAUCAAGUAAUAUGGUAAAUAAUCUAAUUUUUACUUGAUUUGGCAUUAUAUACCUUCUGAAUUUUGAAAAAAAAGGUGAUAUUUUCAAAAAUGGAAAUAACAGAAAAAUAGUCAGUUUUCGUUACAUGCAACUUGGCUGAAUUUGCUUGGGAUAAAUGUGUACCUAUUUUUUCAAAGGUAUUUCGGGCACACAAAAUUUCAUGCAACUGGAUUUACUAUAUUUUUGCAAAGUUGACAUCAACUUGGCCAACAAGAAAAACAUUAAGAAAUAUACAAAUAAUGAAAUAGACAAAAAAAAAAAAAAAAAAA